GGGGGCGAACCGUGAAGAUGGCGGCAGUGGUGGAGGUGGAGGUUGGAGGAGGCGCUGCUGGAGAACGGGAGCUGGAUGAGAUCAAGUUCUGAGCUCCUUAAGAAGAAAGGGUGCUUCCAACAGAAGUAUCAUUCACUGCUAUGGUUGAUAUGUCAGACCUCUCCCCAGAGGAGCAAUGGAGGGUCGAGCAUGCACGCAUGCAUGCCAAACACCGUGGCCAUGAAGCCAUGCAUGCUGAAAUGGUCCUCAUCCUCAUCGCAACCUUGGUGGUGGCCCAGCUGCUCUUGGUGCAGUGGAAGCAGAGGCACCCUCGCUCCUACAAUAUGGUGACCCUCUUUCAGAUGUGGGUUGUUCCCCUCUAUUUCACAGUGAAGCUGCACUGGUGGAGGUUCCUAGUGAUCUGGAUCUUGUUCUCUGCUGUCACAGCCUUCAUCACCUUCCGAGCCACUCGAAAACCUCUAGUACAGACAACCCCAAGGUUGGUUUAUAAAUGGUUCCUGCUGAUCUAUAAAAUUAGCUAUGCCACUGGCAUCGUUGGCUACAUGGCUGUCAUGUUUACCCUCUUUGGUCUUAACUUAUUGUUCAAGAUCAAACCUGAAGAUACCAUGGACUUUGGCAUUUCUCUUCUCUUCUAUGGCCUCUACUAUGGAGUUCUGGAGCGGGACUUUGCAGAAAUGUGUGCAGACUACAUGGCGUCUACCAUAGGGUUCUACAGCGAGUCGGGCAUGCCUACCAAGCACCUUUCGGACAGCGUGUGUGCUGUGUGUGGGCAGCAGAUCUUUGUGGACGUCAGUGAAGAGGGCAUCAUCGAGAACACAUAUAGGCUGUCCUGCAAUCAUGUAUUCCAUGAGUUCUGCAUCCGUGGCUGGUGCAUUGUGGGAAAAAAGCAGACGUGUCCCUACUGUAAAGAGAAGGUAGACCUCAAGAGGAUGUUCAGCAAUCCCUGGGAGAGGCCUCAUGUCAUGUAUGGGCAACUGCUGGAUUGGCUUCGAUACUUGGUAGCCUGGCAGCCUGUCAUCAUUGGCCUGGUGCAAGGCAUCAAUUACAUCCUGGGUCUCGAAUAGCAGGAGGAACGUCAGUGAAGAACCCACCCAACCCGCCAUGGACCUCAGGGCACUCUUCUUCCUGCCCACAAAGACCUCCUGGGUGGGAAAGACUCAAAGGGGUGCUUGGGCCACUCAGGACCCUUCCGGCUGUGUCCGGGCUGGGGAGGGAGAUGAUGGAGAGCCAGCCAGUGGGGCUGUCAGCAGUGGGGGGCUUUUUAAAAGAAAACUAUUUUGAUGAAUAUAUUUAAAAACCUUUUUUAUUGUGCAGCAUAGGAAUUGCCCCCCUCCAGGCCUCACCCUCCCUGCUUGAGCAGGGUGGCAGCAGAGCUGUGACAGUUUGGGUUUAAAGGAAACAUCUCACCUCAGGCUGAGAGCACUGGUGGGUUCUAAGGUAGCUGAGACCUCAGCCCACAUACUCCCCUUCCCUGCCCUCUGUGGGGCUCAAGCCUGGUACACUCAGUGUAGAAGAGCUAAAGAGCUCAGACUGGUGCCAUAGGUGAACGCUGAAGGGUGGGGUGUCUCCCCUCCCCUGCCGUCUGGGACACAGGAUGGGUAUUGUGUCUGUCUCCCCCUGCCCGGGAGCUAUAGGCUGGAUAAGGCAAGUGAAACCUCAUCUGUGCCACUUCCAACAAGGGAAGUUCUGGGGCCUUGGAAUUCAUUGAAGACUUGGGACAACUGGAACAACCAGCAACCUGGGUAACCUGCCCCUGAGCAGGGCUGUAGUCAGCCGAGAAUAGAUGCCAUCUAUAUAUAGUUGGGCCAUGGGGGCUACUGUUGGCAGCAGUGAUUGUGGGCCCCUUUUGCAAGCUGACCCUUCAGCCCAGGAGUGGUGACAUGUGCCAAACACCACUGCCACAUCACUUCCUUCCUGAAAGCCUGAGUGAGUGUGUGUAUGCGCAUGCAUGUACGUGUAUGUGUGCACGCGGGUGGCAGAAGGACUAUGACAAAUGUCAACUUCUCCAUGUUGUCAGAUAAUGUGCCUUUGAAGCUGGCAGGGGAUUCCCAGCCCAGGGAAUAUCCCUACAUGAGCUUCGUCAUUCAAGCGUCCCGCCUGGGCCUGACAAAAGGAGUGGUGGGCAGGUGGGAAGAGGGAUAAGGCCUAGGUGAGUAUGAUUGUGAAAAGGGGCUUCCAGGCAGGACCCGGCUCUGGUCCUAGGAGUUUUGGAGAAAGUAGGAGGGCAUACAAGGGCCUUCGGCUCUGGAUGUCUAGGGAAUAUGGCCCAAUAGGGCCUGCCCCUUCAAGGUCAGCAAGAAUCAAGCAGGAUCUUGUCACUCCCAUCUGAAUAAAGCUCCAUGAGCUGGGUUG
Messenger RNA from Cynocephalus volans (Philippine flying lemur), 2352 nucleotides. It is a transcript of the gene RNF121, whose product is annotated as ring finger protein 121. The record is from RefSeq and is a predicted model, not a curated record. Gene Ontology annotation, molecular function: ubiquitin protein ligase activity; metal ion binding. The transcript is spliced from 10 exons. Lineage: Eukaryota; Metazoa; Chordata; Mammalia; Dermoptera; Cynocephalidae. Gene Ontology annotation, cellular component: endoplasmic reticulum membrane; Golgi membrane. Bases 141 to 1064 code for a protein of 307 amino acids.